AUGACAUCUACUUAUCUCCCAUUUGGGAAUUACUCAUCUUUCUCAGGAACUAAGUCACCAGCCAAUGUUACCACAUUUAGCAGAACUUCCACACCAGCAAAAAGCUCAACAGACUUUGUUAAUUCGUCAGUGAGCAACGCCACAGUAACUUCAUUGCCAACGGUAGAAACUUCAGCCGGAAAUAACGCGUCUCACAGCACCCCACAUGAAAAGACAUCUAAUGUUACUAUAGUCAGCGCAGCUUCCUCACCAACAAACAGUUCAACAAACAUUGAUAAUUCAUCUAUUAGUACAGCCUCACCAACACAUACACCAACCAAAAAUAAUUCAUCAUUUUCCACAUCGUAUUUGAGCAUAACAGCUGACACCGCGAACAACACUCAGGCCUCACUGACACCAUUCACAAAUGAAAGCCUUACAUCAACUGGAACACAUGCAUUAGCCAUAAGCAACACAACUGCCCAAGGCGUCAGCUCUCCGUCAGCAAUGGUAUUUAAUGGAAGCGCAAGUACCGUUACAUCUCUUGCAACCUCAGUGAACAAAAACAGCACAAAUUCUCUGAUUACUAACAUAUCUGGAAUAACAGUAUCAUCUAUCAACAACAGUAAUUUGUCGUAUAACAUAUCAGGGACCGUCUCAUCCUCUGCAAUUGAAAGAAAUAAUAGUAUGACGGAUCUCUCGUCACUUUCACUCUCACACAGCACGAGUGAGAGUGGAACUUCUGCAGCAGCACCACAAGAAACACUUGAUAUCUCAAAUCCACCUGUGACGAAGGCGCCAUCCAACGACAAAACACUCAUUAUCUACAUAAUCAAAACGAUUAUCAUGUACGUUUAUCCAACAACAACGACGACACCAAUCAGCACUACAACAGACGAGAACGGGUAG
Messenger RNA from Macrobrachium nipponense, 888 nucleotides. RefSeq lists its product as uncharacterized. The transcript has a single exon. Bases 1 to 888 code for a protein of 295 amino acids. NCBI's taxonomy places the organism in Eukaryota, Metazoa, Arthropoda, Malacostraca, Decapoda, Palaemonidae. The record is from RefSeq and is a predicted model, not a curated record.